AAGGGUGCGAGGCUGGACGGGCAGUGCCCGUGCCGGUCCUGUCCACAGGGAGCUCCAGCCUGUCUCUGGACUCAGCUGCAGAAAGCCCGCCACCAUGUCGGACGAGGAAGUGGAGCAGGUAGAGGAGCAGUACGAGGAGGAAGAGGAGGCCCAGGAGGCUCAGGAGGAAGAAGAAGUCCAGGAAGAGGAGAAGCCGAGACCCAAACUCACUGCUCCCAAGAUCCCGGAAGGGGAGAAAGUAGACUUCGAUGACAUCCAGAAGAAGCGGCAGAACAAAGACCUCAUGGAGCUGCAGGCUCUCAUCGACAGCCACUUUGAAGCGCGCAAGAAGGAGGAGGAAGAGCUGAUCGCGCUCAAGGAGAGAAUCGAGAAGCGCCGCGCCGAGAGAGCCGAGCAGCAGAGGAUCCGCGCGGAGAAGGAGAGGGAGCGUCAGAACCGGCUGGCGGAGGAGAAAGCCCGCAGGGAGGAGGAGGACGCCAAGAGGAGGGCUGAGGACGACCUGAAGAAGAAAAAGGCCCUGUCCUCCAUGGGCGCCAACUACAGCAGCUACCUGGCCAAGGCUGACCAGAAGAGAGGCAAGAAGCAGACAGCCCGGGAGAUGAAGAAGAAGGUCCUGGCAGAGAGACGCAAGCCACUCAACAUUGACCAUCUCAGCGAGGACAAGCUGAGGGACAAGGCCAAGGAGCUGUGGGACACCCUGUACCAACUGGAGACUGACAAGUUUGAGUUUUCGGAGAAGCUGAAGCGCCAGAAAUACGACAUCACCAACCUCAGGAGCCGCAUUGACCAGGCCCAGAAGCACAGCAAGAAGGCCGGGGCCACGGCCAAGGGCAAAGUCGGCGGACGCUGGAAGUAGAGCAGCCAGAGGCCCUCCAAGGCAGAGACCGGGCGCUGGCGCAGCCCCCGUGGUGGCGUCUGGCCCCCAGGCCUGGGGGCGGGGGGCUCCUUCCCAAGCACCCCCACAUCUCUGUCCUCGCUGCCUCCCUACCCUGGGGUCUGUGAAUAAAGCCGUCAGACUCCCCUCCACCGGUGUGGACUGG
Molecule: messenger RNA, 1040 nt
Organism: Molossus molossus (Pallas's mastiff bat)
Lineage: Eukaryota; Metazoa; Chordata; Mammalia; Chiroptera; Molossidae
Gene: TNNT3
Product: troponin T3, fast skeletal type
Exons: 15
Coding region: 95-856 (253 amino acids)
Biological process (GO): regulation of muscle contraction; muscle contraction; sarcomere organization
Cellular component (GO): troponin complex
Molecular function (GO): tropomyosin binding; troponin I binding; troponin C binding
Source: RefSeq, a predicted model, not a curated record